GAAGAGUCGAUAGUAGCGACUCGCUGACGCGCAUCAAUGGAAUUGACUUCGUUAGUGAAGAAAAUGUGGUCCUCAGAGAGAAAAAGUCCUUCGAACAGGAAGAACAUCUUCGGAAACUUAGAGCAGAAGAAGAAUCAAUGGUCCAAGAGGCUGAAAGGCAAAUGAAGAAGAGAGCUACUUUGAAACAGCAAACACAAGCUGACGAAGUUACCAUUACACCGGUUGAGAAGCCUCCUGUGGAAUUCUCAAUCAAUGAAGAAAUGUUUGCUGACUUCCAAGCCGAAGAAAAACAUAACAAACACGUUUAUGAUGAAAAUAGAAAUUACAAUGGACCGAAUACAGAAACAUCUUUCCAAAGAAACGGAUACUAUAAUGAUGAAGAAUACAAGCCUCCUAAACAGCUAGAACACCAAGAUGAAGAAAGACAUUAUUCAGAUUACAUCUCAAAACCACAAGCAGAGGUUUUGCCCACCAACGGACAUUUCGAAAGUGACGUUCAAAACAAGACGCGUGCAGAACUGCUGAGAGAAAAUGGAGACCAGUAUCAACAAGAUAACUUCCCGGAAAAUUCCGACGCAGCUCCUGAAGUAAACGGUUUUGAAGGUUAUAGUAUAUACGAGACAUUUAUUCAUGGCGAAAGCAAUCACGUGGUAUGUGCCAGUUGUGGCACCUCAAUUGAGAAAAGUCCAUCGAUGUACAUAGCGGAAUUAGACCGAUACUGGCAUGUCAACUGCUUCAGCUGUGUGGUAUGCAGAGCGUGGUUUGGUGACGAGUACAGCCCAGUCCUUCAUAUCACCAACUCCAUGUUACAUUGCGAGAGAUGUUACAUAACGGAUGAAGGUGAAAGAUGCACUGAGGUGUAGACCCAGACUAGUUUUAGAGACCUUUUUAAGGUUGUCAAUGUCAAUGAAAACUAUUUUAAUUUUUUUCAUUUUAUUUUUUUUUAGUUUAAUUGUGAAUAAUUAACGCACAAACAGAAACGCUUCGUGUGCCAGUUUUCCCUAAAAGCAGCAAAUAUAUAUAUAUAUAUAUAUCUAUUAGACACAUGGUUACUACUCUCAAUUUACAAUGAUCCCUUCAAGGCGUUUAACAAACAACAUUUAGUCUCUAUGUUACAAAAAAUUUUUCAGUCUCUGUCCAAAUAGGACAGUUGUAAGCGGCGAUGCUCUUGAUAAAAUAGGGCUCGUCACACAACGUUUAUAAACAUCAUUUAGAAUUCAUCUUUUUUCUCUAUUGAACUGAACGUCAAGAAAAAUUCUUGAACGAUGUAUAAAAGCGGUCUCAAUGUGGUCAUGUUUUUGACAGCCAGUGGCUUAAAUAUUUUAAAUUUACGGCUAGUGGUUAUCCACCUUCCUUUGUGAUUGAAAUAAAAAAAAAUUUACGUUUAA
Stylophora pistillata is the source of this 1388-nucleotide messenger RNA. RefSeq lists its product as uncharacterized. Gene Ontology annotation, biological process: regulation of cell adhesion; regulation of signaling. NCBI's taxonomy places the organism in Eukaryota, Metazoa, Cnidaria, Anthozoa, Scleractinia, Pocilloporidae. The record is from RefSeq and is a predicted model, not a curated record. Gene Ontology annotation, molecular function: protein binding.